Molecule: messenger RNA, 2317 nt
Organism: Spinacia oleracea (spinach)
Lineage: Eukaryota; Viridiplantae; Streptophyta; Magnoliopsida; Caryophyllales; Amaranthaceae
Product: sodium/hydrogen exchanger 6
Exons: 22
Coding region: 222-1805 (527 amino acids)
Biological process (GO): proton transmembrane transport; regulation of intracellular pH; sodium ion import across plasma membrane
Cellular component (GO): plasma membrane; endosome
Molecular function (GO): sodium:proton antiporter activity; potassium:proton antiporter activity
Source: RefSeq, a predicted model, not a curated record
UUCGUUGAGUCCGUAACCUCCAAGGAUCUACGCAAUUGCACUAAAACGAAAAGAGUGAACCGAGACGAACAAAUUAGAAACUUCCCAGUUGAAGAAAACCAAUUUCUUUGACCAAAUAUUCCUCAGUUUUUUUCAUCAAAAUCUUAAAACCCCAUCAAACUAAAGCACCCAUUUUCGUGGGUUUUUAAUUGGUGGAUUUUGUGGGUAAUCGGGUAAAAACGAUGACCCAAAUGGAGGAUCAGCUAAUAUCUCCGGCUGAUGCUCGGGGAAGUCCGGCGAAUGAGCAACAAGCAGCCGGAGUUGGGAUUCUGCUUCAGAUUAUGAUGCUGGUUCUUUCUUUUGUACUUGGUCAUGUUUUGCGUCGCCACAAAUUUUAUUAUCUUCCUGAAGCUAGCGCUUCUCUUCUGAUUGGUUUGGUUGUUGGUGGACUUGCUAACAUCUCAAACACAGAAACUAGCAUCAGGGAAUGGUUUAACUUUCACGAGGAGUUUUUCUUUCUUUUCUUGUUGCCGCCCAUCAUAUUCCAGUCAGGUUUCAUUCUUGCUCCUAAACCAUUCUUCUCAAAUUUCGGAGCCAUUGUAACAUUUGCUAUUCUUGGAACCUUUAUAGCAUCACUCUUGACUGGUUUUCUGGUGUAUCUUGGUGGAAUCACAUCUCUCAUAUAUAAACUCCCAUUUCUUGAAUGUAUGAUGUUUGGAGCUCUGAUAUCAUCAACUGAUCCUGUCACUGUUUUGGCUAUAUUCCAGGAACUUGGCACAGAUGUGAAUCUUUAUGCCUUGGUUUUUGGAGAAUCAGUUUUGAAUGACGCGGUUGCUAUUUCCCUUUACAGGUCCAUGUCAGCGUUGAAGGGUCAGUCCUCAAACCAGAGUGUAUUCAAGUUCAUCUUGAGGUUUUUUGAGACUUUUGCUGGCUCAUUGUCUUCAGGGGUCGGUGCUGGAUUUAUAUCUGCUCUGCUUUUCAAGUAUGCAGGUCUAGAUAUUGAAAACCUUCAAAACUUGGAAUGCUGUUUGUUUGUUCUUUUCCCAUAUUUCUCGUACAUGCUUGCGGAAGGUCUCGGUCUUUCUGGUAUCGUGUCCAUACUGUUCACAGGGAUUGUCAUGAAGCAUUAUACUUUCUCAAAUCUGUCAGAAAAGUCUCAACAGUUUGUAUCUGAAUUUUUCCAUCUUAUAUCAUCCUUAGCGGAGACUUUUAUAUUCAUAUACAUGGGCCUUGAUAUUGUCAUGGAGAGACACAGCUGGUCACACAUUGGCUUUAUCUUCUUUGCAAUUGUGACUAUUGUUCUUGCCAGGGGUGUCAAUGUCUUCUCGUGUGGAUAUCUCGUCAAUUUGGUUCGACCAGCGAAUCGAAAAAUACCAAUGACACAUCAGAAAGCGCUUUGGUUCAAUGGACUCCGAGGGGCAAUGGCUUUUGCUCUUGCUCUCCAGUCUGUUCAUGAUCUACCUGAAGGGCAUGGCCAGACAAUAUUCACGGCGACCACGGCAAUUGUUGUUUUAACGGUUCUGCUUAUUGGAGGAACAACAGGAACCAUGCUUGAAUCUAUGGAAGUUAUAGGUGAUACCCCUGAUGUCCACCUUGAUGGAUUUAAUAGGAACGAUGGCUAUGUGUCUCCUGGCCUAGAAGACGAGGAAUCAUCUUCUAACAGAUUUAGGAUGAGACUAAAAGAAUUCCAUAGAAGUGCACCAUCUUUUUCAUCGUUGGACAAAAACUAUUUGACCCCAUUCUUCACUACCCAGACGGGUGAUGAAGACGAACAAGAAAAUCUGAUGUCCACUCCGAGAAGAGAAGUUUACAGCACUCGUACGUAACUGACUCAUUCUUUUGCAAACUGAUAUUGACAAUUCAUCAGUAGAGAAUGUGCUUGAAAUGGAGGAUCAUGCCCUAACAACUGAGAAAGGCCAUGCACAGAAUUCCAAGUUCCGUACAUAUGCUAGCGAGCUGGUUCAUGACUGUGUAAUACGAUAAAACAUGCAUAUAAAUGGGUUAGCUGACCGGUUAGUUUGCUGAUCCUUAACUGAUGCUUUAAUUGUUAGAGAUCAGAUGAUACUGAUGGGAGGUUAAUCAAGUGCAAUGUAUAGAAAAUUGUACUAAACUUCAUGGCUGUCUCAUCUUGUGUGUAUUACAGAAGAAACAAGAACAUUUUACAGGAAUAGUGUAGCAUUUCUCAUGUCACUUACAUAGUUACAGUUGUAAUAGAUGAGUUUGGUAGUUGAUAGUGUUUCAAUGGUACUGUAUUAUGCAGGAAUUUUGUUCUGAAUUCUAGAUGUGAUUCUCUUCCUCUUUUAAGUCAAAUUAACUCAAUUUUCUCGCUUUCUUCUCA